AUGAAUUAUUAUUCUAUUCGACAUCUAGCACAACUACACACAACAUCCUUGAUAAAAGGGCGCAACACGGGCGCAACACGGUGGGUGGGAUCAGUUGUCAGUGAGAUCAGUUGUCGAUGGGAUCAGUUGUCGAUGGGAUCAGUUGACGAUGGGGUCAGUUGUCAAUGGGAUCAGUUGUCAAUGGGAUCAGUUGUCGAUGGGAUCAGUUGA
Cotesia congregata is the source of this 210-nucleotide messenger RNA. NCBI's taxonomy places the organism in Eukaryota, Metazoa, Arthropoda, Insecta, Hymenoptera, Braconidae. The record is from the annotation of a GenBank genome assembly.